AUGUCACCACCACCCUCAGAGUUGACGAGAGGAUUGUGGAAAGGAGCCACCCCGAGGCUGAUCAGGCACCAGGCAUGCAUGCUGUGCCACCAGACCCAGGCAGACACCGACAUCUGCGGGGACAAGAGACUGAAGUACAAGCUCUGUGUCCACACCUACUGCCAGGUCCUCGCCACUGGGCUUUACCCACAAGACGACACCGGACGCUUUCUCGUGGAGGACACCAGGCGUAUCAUCAGAGAAGCAGCCAAGAAGAGCUGCUUCAUCUGCUGCAAGAUGGGGGCUGCCAUCACCUGCUGUGAGACGGGCUGUGACCGCACCUUCCACCUGCCCUGUGCCCCUGAUGGCCAAUGUGUCAGCCACUACUUCGGGACCUACAAGUCCUUCUGCUGGGAGCACCGCCCACAGCAGGCACUGCGGCCACGUCCAAGCCAGGACAACACCUGCAGUAUCUGCCUGGACCCUGUGGAAGACAACAUCUCCUACAAAACCAUGGGGUGCCCCGCCUGCCAAGACGCCCGCUUCCACCGGCACUGCAUCCAGAGACUGGCUCUGCAUGCUGGCACUGGCUUCCGAUGCCCGCGUUGCCUGAAACAAGAGCCGUUCAUGACGGAAAUGCUCAUCAUGGGGAUCCGACUCUCUAAGAGACCCCCAUCAUGGCAGGAUGACCAAGAGGUCGGACCCUCAGAUCAGAGGCACAGCCGCUGCAAUGCCGCAACGUGCCUUUGUCCAGGAGGCAGGGAGCACGCGGAGGCAGACGGACCUUGGCAACUGCAGCUGUGCAGCUCCUGCGCUGCCGAGGGCACCCACCGACUCUGCUCCUCUUUGGGGAACACCACCUGCUCCUGGGAGUGCAGCACCUGUGCUGCCGCGGGCACUGCUUCCACUGCCAAAUCAGAGCCUGUGGGCCCCGAAACUUCCAGACAGGAACUGUUGACACUGUCCCAGGACACAAUGCUCCUCAAGAGCAGCUGCUCCAUCACCCCUCGGCAGGCCUUAAAGCAGCGCUACACUGAGGAGGAAAUACAGUCACAGACAGCGUACAGCCCUCCUGCAAAGCGCUCCAGGAUCCAGGAUGGGCCAGCCCACAGUGCUGACACCUGCCAACCCAGCACUUCCAGCCAGGCAGCAUCACAGCUGUCCCGGGUAAAGAGUCCUGCCAAGACCGGCACCUCUUCCUCUUGCCCUCGCCAGGCCUUCAAACGGGCCUACCCAGAGGAAGACAAUGACUCGGCGACAUCGUACAGCCCACCCGCCAAACGCCGCAGGAUUGACACCAGGCCGGCCCAGAGUGCCAAUGAAAGCAGCCCUAGCACUUCCAGACAGGCGGUGCCGGCGCCAUCUGAAGGCACUCUGGCUGCCAACACUCAAGUAGGACAGCCACGGCGUCCAUACAGGCCUCCAUGGAUCUUCCAUGGAUCCACAACGGACAACCGCUCCCAGCCUGGGCCAAUUCGCAUGAGACACGUCAGGCGGCAACAACGGCAGGCAAAAAAGCCCUACAGCCGGCCAUGA
Messenger RNA from Onychostruthus taczanowskii (white-rumped snowfinch), 1515 nucleotides. Its product is annotated as PHD finger protein 7-like. The record is from RefSeq and is a predicted model, not a curated record. The coding region runs from base 1 to 1515 and encodes 504 amino acids. Lineage: Eukaryota; Metazoa; Chordata; Aves; Passeriformes; Passeridae. Gene Ontology annotation, cellular component: nucleus. The transcript is spliced from 8 exons.